AUGACCGCUGCAGACCCAACAUACCCGCUUUACCCCAUUGCUUGCCUUCUCUCUGCGGCAUGUCUCCUCCUUGUGCUUCUUAGCAGUUGCAUUAGGCAAAGCUGGAACCUUGGAGUCGCCUUCUUGUGUUUGUGGAUCUUUGUUGAGAACGUGACCAGCUGUAUAAAUGCGAUUGCAUGGUCCGAUAAUGCGGAUAUCAAAUUACUGGUCUACUGCGAUAUAGUCUCCCGUUUGCAAUUGAUAACUUACGUCGUCAAGCCAAUGGCAACUCUGAUCAUCGCUCGCCGCCUAUACUUGAUCACCUGCCUGCGGCCUGUGGAAUCGUCGGGAAAAGCCCAGAGAAACCGGGAGCUGGCCCUGGAAUGGACCUUGGGCUUGAUUCUUCCUGUAUUGGUCGCAGGACCACUAUAUUACAUUGUGCAGGAAUUCCGUUUUGAGGUGAUAGAGGGCGUCGGAUGCGGGAGCGCCCAAGAUGGCUCGGGACUCUGCAUCUUACUGGUCAAUUCAUGGGUCGUAGUGCCUCCCCUGCUUUCGGUGACUCUAUAUUAUCCCAGGGUGAUACGGAUGUUCUAUCGCCAAAAACGGGAUCACGGUCGCUUCUCGAACAGCGACGGUUCCGUGCCCCGCAAUAGUCACCUCCGCGUCCUUGCUCUAGCUAGCAUCGACAUCUUAUUGACGUUGCCAAUUGGCAUCACGACCAUCGUCUUGGACGUGACCAACUCACUCGCUGAGAAUUUCUUGCCCUUCUACCCAGGUUGGACGUAUGACCAUACCGAGUGGGCGCCAGUGGGCAUAUCAAACGCAGAGGCAGAAGCGGGAGGCACUGCUGGCAUGGCACAGCAAUACUUUGGCCAGUGGACGUCGCCCGUGCUGGCGCUUGCCAUAUUCGCCCUCUUCGGCUUCACUGCGGAAGCCCGCGCCUCGUACAUGCGCGCCAUUCGGGUCGUCUGUGGUCGGUUCGGCCUGGUAUCAGCGGCGCCCCCUCGUACCCGGAAGGCGCACUCGACCCUAGGAACGAUCGAAUUUGGGGAGCGACCCCCGCAAGAUGUUUCAUUCGACGCCGAAUAUGGCAUCCCGUCGCGCGCGUCAGACUGUGAUCAGCUUAGUAUCGCGCGUGCCACACCUGAGCAUGUCGAUGAAGAUAAAGCAGACGACUAUUUCGCCUAG
Molecule: messenger RNA, 1167 nt
Organism: Peniophora sp. CBMAI 1063
Lineage: Eukaryota; Fungi; Basidiomycota; Agaricomycetes; Russulales; Peniophoraceae
Source: the annotation of a GenBank genome assembly